Molecule: messenger RNA, 255 nt
Organism: Paraphaeosphaeria sporulosa
Lineage: Eukaryota; Fungi; Ascomycota; Dothideomycetes; Pleosporales; Didymosphaeriaceae
Exons: 1
Source: RefSeq, a predicted model, not a curated record
GCAGCCAACGACGCAAACUCCGGCGGCGGCGGCGGCAAGGUGGUCUCCGAGGACACGGUUGCCGUCCUCCUCAUGGCCAUGGGCAGCACCUCGAUCAGCAAGGCUCAAUACAACAUCAUGUCGUCCCUCGACGGCACGAGGACUGCUUCCUCCUUCGAGCACUCGUUCCGCUCCAUUAUCAAGAAGGCCAAGGAGCUUCAAGCCCGCGUCGACGCUGGCGAGACCUUCGAAGCCGUCGCCCCAGCUAAGAAGCGU